Molecule: messenger RNA, 935 nt
Organism: Aedes albopictus (Asian tiger mosquito)
Lineage: Eukaryota; Metazoa; Arthropoda; Insecta; Diptera; Culicidae
Exons: 4
Coding region: 1-753 (250 amino acids)
Source: RefSeq, a predicted model, not a curated record
AUGGUGUCCCCGAACAAUCCGAUCAGGCAGGGCAGUAGCGGCGGCUCUUUGAAAACACAUAUCCGUCACGAAAGCAUGCGCAUUUUCACGCUCCAAGCGCUGGAACGGCAACUUGCGGACGGAAACACUCGCGUUUGGUACGUGUUUUUUUUUUUGCGGACGAAGUUUUUUAAGCUAAGUUUUUAUUGUUUGGUCCUGCUAAGUAUAAGUUGUGCUAAGAAUACACAGGCCAGGCAAUUGUGUUCUAGGAAUUCACCCGGUUCGACGGAACGGAACAACCUCCAGUCCGUCGGAGCAUCCUCAUCUACAUCUGCUCCUCUGACUAGAACGUCCAGCCAGGCGGAACAAUCCGUCGCGACGAUAGCCAAGAAACUGUCGGCAACUCUCCGGCGAAUUCCAGCCGAAUUCAAGGCCGAAUUGGAAGUGAACCAUAUUCGAAAAGUCGUGAGCGAAGGGAGGACCACGCUAGAAACGAUCGCAUCAGCGAAACAGCAGCAUUUCCGUGUUCGAUUCCGAACGUCGAGGGAAUUAUCCGAUAGUUUAGUUCGAACAACCUCUGUUGUCCGGCGUAACAAAAUCAUCCUGGUCUACAUCUCUUCCUUUGAUAAGAACGUCCAGCCAGGCGGAACAGUCUGUCGCAACGACAGCCAAGGAAAACAGCAUUCCCGUUUCCGAUUGCGAACGUCGAGAGAAUUACCCGAUGUAUUCCGGUACAGCGGAAUAACCAUCCGAAGCAGAAGCGCCUACGAAUAAGAUCCUACCCCGGUUCGUUCGACGGAACAACCUCCAGUCCAGCGGAACAAAAGCAUUCCCAUCGACAUCCCUUCCUCUGACUAGACGUCUAGCUAAGCGGAACAAUCCACCGCGACGAUAGCAAAGGAAGUAAGUAUUCGGCAAACACCUUCGAAAAGGGAGAAUUCCCUCUAAAUCUUUGC